AUGACGUCACGGAAUUUCCGCAAAAACUUACGAUAUGUCGAUAAACCAACCAUUUUUCCAUGGACCGAUGAAUGGUACACUGUAGUCGCUGAGUAUAAUGCUAGAGUCACAGAAUGGUUUAAACAGAGAACAAAAGACGGUCACAACUACUCAAAGUGCCCACGAAAACUCAAGUACGAAAGCCAACGUAAACCCGCGAGGCGGUCAACGAAGACAUCUCUAAGAGCAUCCCUGCAGCCAACUGAUUUACUCGAUUCAUGGGCUAAUAAGUCUACAAUGAGUGUUGAUGAUCCCAUUAAUCCUGAGUCCUCUGCAGCUAUAUAUGGUUCUAAGCCUCCUAUUGAUUGCAUUGAUGAUAUUGAUAGCCCAAUCCAGUAUCCAUCUACAAGUAUUUGUAAUACCAUUGAUUCUAUUGAUGUUGGGUGUACUUCAUCAUCUGAUUCUUUACCUAUGAAUAAUGCCAACAUCAUAUAUGAUGUUGGUGGUAAUAGGUCAAAUGCUUAA
This is a messenger RNA of Exaiptasia diaphana, 504 nucleotides long. RefSeq lists its product as uncharacterized. The record is from RefSeq and is a predicted model, not a curated record. NCBI's taxonomy places the organism in Eukaryota, Metazoa, Cnidaria, Anthozoa, Actiniaria, Aiptasiidae. The coding region runs from base 1 to 504 and encodes 167 amino acids. The transcript is spliced from 6 exons.